AUGAGGAAGACUGUGGAAUUUGAAGAUGUUGUGGCACUGAGGUCAGCAAUCACUUCUUACUGUGUGAGUAUAGGGAGAGAUGUUCAUUACACAAGAAAUGCCAAGAACAGGAUAGGUGCUAAGUGUAAAGGCAAAGAUUGUCAAUGGUAUUUGUGGGCAUCUCUUCAGGGAGGGAAAGGAACAAUGACUGUCAAAACACACUUCUCACAACAUAAUUGUGGUAGGUUAGCUAAAGUUAGGAAGAUCAGAGCAUCAUGGAUUGCUAAACAGUAUCAUCCUAAGUUCAAUGUCAACCCAUACCUGAAGUGUCAAGAAAUAGUUAAUACUGUUUGGACUGAAUGGGGUAUCAAAAUCUCGUUGUGGAUGGCUCUCAAGGCCAGGAGAUUAGCACAGAAGCUAAUAUUGGCUGAUGAUUUGGGUACUGUAGAUGGUGGAGGCUACACCAUUAUGUAUGAUCAACAAAAGGGAUUACUCAAGGCUGUGUUUGAUAUUUGGCCUUCUGCUAAGACAAGAGUCUAUGCUAGACAUGCCAACUGUAAUUUCAGACAAGUUUUUGGAGGGAGUUUGCAGUACAGACUAGGCUUUUGGAGAAUAGCUAAGUCAACAACAGAGAACAUAUUCAACAGGAAUAUGGAAGAGUUUAGUAAGAUUUCAGCUGCUGCAGGGCUAGACUUGCUCAAGAGAAAUUACAUGAAAUGGGUGAGGGCAUUCUUCACACCCCAGUCCACUUGUGAAACCAUUGAUAACAACAUGAAUGAAGUUUUCAAUGCUUACAUUCUGUCUAGUAGGCAUAAGCCUAUUAUAACCAUGCUGGAGGACAUAAGGGAAAGCUUGAUGGAGAGGCUGCACAAAAAAAGGGAUUUCAUUGCCAAAAAAGAGAUCAAUAUUUGCCCUAGAAUCCAAACAAGGUUAGAGAAAUCAAAAAUCAAUGCUAGGGGUUGGUCUGCAUUUUGGGAUGGGCAUUACUGUUAUGGAGUGAGAGAGGGAGCUACACAAACAAGAUAUGUUGUUAUCUUAUUAGACAAAACUUGUAGCUGCAAUGCAUGGCAACUAAGUGGUGUGCCAUGCCAUCAUGUUGUGGCAGCUAUAUGGAAGGCAGUGGAGCAUCCUGAGCACUAUGUGUCUGAGUGGUUCAGCAAAGAGACCUAUCUAAAGGCAUAUUAG
This is a messenger RNA of Chenopodium quinoa (quinoa), 1164 nucleotides long. RefSeq lists its product as uncharacterized. Gene Ontology annotation, molecular function: zinc ion binding. The transcript is spliced from 3 exons. The record is from RefSeq and is a predicted model, not a curated record. Lineage: Eukaryota; Viridiplantae; Streptophyta; Magnoliopsida; Caryophyllales; Amaranthaceae. Bases 1 to 1164 code for a protein of 387 amino acids.